AUGUAUUGGGGAUUUUUCAGAAGAAGCAUUCAGCAGAAUAUCCAAUAUAAGAAGUGCCUAAAAAAUGAAAACUGUUCCAUAAUGCGGAUGAAUCGGAAUCGGUGCCAACAGUGCCGCUUCAAGAAGUGUCUGUCUGUAGGGAUGUCCCGAGAUGCGGUUCGAUUUGGGCGCAUUCCUAAGCGUGAGAAGCAGAGGAUGCUGAUCGAAAUGCAAAGUGCAAUGAAAAACAUGAUGAAUAAGCAGCCAAAUGGCUAUGUACAGGAAGAAAUCUCUCCCCCACAGCUGUCACAGUCAGAGCCACAAAUGGCCCUGAGGCCAGACAUUGUUGAGGAUGAAGUGAUUGGUACAGUACCCAAGGUUCACAAGGAAACUUUUAUCUGUACCCAGGAUAAGGCGGACAAAAUGUCUGAAG
Molecule: messenger RNA, 412 nt
Organism: Callorhinchus milii (elephant shark)
Lineage: Eukaryota; Metazoa; Chordata; Chondrichthyes; Chimaeriformes; Callorhinchidae
Product: nuclear receptor subfamily 1 group D member 2-like
Biological process (GO): cell differentiation; hormone-mediated signaling pathway; positive regulation of transcription by RNA polymerase II
Molecular function (GO): zinc ion binding; nuclear receptor activity; RNA polymerase II cis-regulatory region sequence-specific DNA binding
Source: RefSeq, a predicted model, not a curated record